UUGUUGAUUAGUUGUCUGGAAUAUGGCAUCAGCAGACAAAUUAGAAAACACGAAAAAGGCAGCAUUUCCUGUCCACCAUACUUAUAAAAACAAAGGACAGAUUCCUUCCUCGGCUAUCAUGAAAACGAAACGUAAAUGGAUACCACCAGAUAAAACGUUUGCUGGUAGCGUGAAAGAAGGACAGGGCUUUGCGUUCCAUAGAAAACAGAAGGUUCAGUAUGAAUACAAGAAACUGCUGCGCAAGGAAAGGAGAGCAAAAUCCCAACCAGUGGUGCAGUACACGGACAGUUACCCGGAGCAUCUGAAGCACUUGUAUCUGGCAGAGGAAGAAAUGAUAAAGAAUGAGGAACAGCAGAAGAAGAAAGAAAGGAGAGCGAGAGAUGUGAACCCCUUGCCAGAAGAGGCAGCUACUCCUGCAAGCACAACUACUGCGGCUACUUCGACUACUUCUGAUACUGAGCCCAAGAGACCUGAUAAAAAAGAACAGAAAUUCAAGAAGACGUCAUACCAAAAGACGAAAGAGGAGUAUGAACGGAUCCAGACCAAGCGUGCCCAAAAGAGACGGGAGGCAGAGAAGAACAAACAACAAAGACAGGAGGCUCUGAGGAUAUACAAGCAAAAGAAAAUGGAAACGUAUCAAAUAUUGAGCAGGAAGACUAAAAAGGGACAGCCUAACCUGAAUGUACAGAUGGAAUAUCUGCUUCAGAAAAUUCAAGACAAUCAGUCCAAGGGAAGCAAGUAACUUGACAAAUGGCUCCCAGUAUAAGAAGGGGCAGUGUAUUGUUCACUGUAUUGUAGUAGUCCUACAUCACAUGGAUUUCCAAAUGUAUCUACUUCCCUUCUGGUUCCAAAUAACAUGGUUGUGAGGAGGGGGGAGGGAGAGGGAGAGGAGGGGGGGAGGAAGGGGGAUGACACAGUUUCCCCUGAUUAUCAGAUUAGGUUUUCUGACACAGAUGCAGCAAGCAAUUUUUAACCAGCAAUUCUGUUAAAAUAUGAUAAAGCAUUGUUGAAAAGAAAACUAUUGUUGCUGCAUCAUAACUAUACCUGGUAUGUAUAUUGUAGGGGUUCUAACUUUUUUUUCUGUACACUGAAGACCAGAAAAUGUGUAUUGUAAACGAGAAAGAAAAAAAUAUAUAUACACUCACUGUUUUGUAAGAUGACAUAUGUAUUAUACUCUUACUUAUGUAUUUUGUUGAUUGCAUAGUAUUGGUGAAUAUUGGCUUUAUUGCUGUGCAUUUCCUCAAUGCAGUCGUUUCAUUCAUUGUUCAUGUCAUUAUCACGCAAAUCAGACAUGUUUAUUUUAGGUUUAUUUUUAAUUUCUUUAUUCUAUGAAAAAAUAAAACACCAUUAACAGUAAA
Molecule: messenger RNA, 1358 nt
Organism: Acipenser ruthenus (sterlet)
Lineage: Eukaryota; Metazoa; Chordata; Actinopteri; Acipenseriformes; Acipenseridae
Product: thyroid transcription factor 1-associated protein 26 homolog
Exons: 4
Coding region: 23-742 (239 amino acids)
Cellular component (GO): nucleus
Source: RefSeq, a predicted model, not a curated record